GUAAUAAUACGCGACUUCAAAACACCCAAGCUCCCAAAACGAACGACGGAGCAACGAUUGAAGAUUGGCAAUUUGUCGAGAUACGGAUAUAAAGAUACAUACACGAGACGAGGAGCGCAUGGAAGCAAGCAUUGGAGCGUAGAUUGCGAUGUCGCAGUCCCCCAGCAAGCGGCGCAAGUUGUCCCCCGAGGUUGGCGCGCCGAGCACACCGAGUCGCAUUCCGGGACCGAGGGGGACGGAGAGGGCUACGACGCCUGUGAGGGGUACGCCGGGCAGAGGACCAUCUGCGUCGCCGAGUAAGAGGGCUGCGAGUGUGUCGCGACAAGCUGCGCAGGAUGUGGGGUCCCAAGCUACAGAAAGCGCUGAGGUGCCGGGGAUAAUUGGACAAGGAGCGCAGACGGGAGAGGUGGAAACGACGACACCGAGGAGGACGAGAAGGACGCCGGGGGGUGGAAUGACGGCUGCGCCGAGGAGGAGGUCGCAGUCGCCGCAGAAACAGGAUCCGAAGCCUGCGACUGCGGCGGGAGGGGCUGAUGAGCAAAAUCCGUUCCAGAAGAAGGGGUUGAGACGAUCGCCUAUACCUACGACGGGACCGGCUGGGGGGACGGAUGAGCAGAAUCCGUUUCAGAAGAAGGGGGGACUACGACGAUCGCCUAUACCAGAGGCGGGGGCUGCUGAGGUGCAAACGCAGACGGGGGAGACGCAGGAAGUGCCGGUGGUGGCUAGGCCUACGACGCCUACGCCGAAGUCGACUACGCCGCAGUCGAUUCCGCCAGCUCGUGUGGUAACUACGGAGAUAAUGGAUCCCUUUAAAAAGGGUGGACUACGUCGAUCGGAUAUUGCUUCUCCAGCCCCUGUAUCGGUCACAGCGCCAAUCGAACCAACCGAGCCUACGGAUCCCUUCAAGAAGAGCGGAUUACGUCGUUCGGAUGUCGCUUCCCCAGCACCUACACCUACAGCACCUACAGCACCUGCAGCGCCUGUAUCGACUGUAGCGACUGUAGCACCUGUAGCGCCUGUCGCGCGUGUAGCUACCACAGAACCUAUGGAUCCCUUCAAAAAGGGCGGACUACGUCGUUCAGACAUUGCUUCCCCAGCGCCUGCCGCAGCACCCACGGAGUCUACCGAGCCUGCCGACCCCUUUAAAAAGAGCGGACUGCGCCGGUCAGAUGUUACUUCUCCUGCCCCUGUGGUGGCUGCUGUGCCCACCGAGCCAACGGAGCCUACCAACCCCUUUAAAAAGAGUGGGUUGCGUCGGUCAGACGUUGCUUCACCGGCCCCCGUGGCGCCCACGGAGCCUGCGGACCCGUUUAAAAAGGGCGGCCUACGCCGAUCGAACGUUGCUCCCACAGCGCCUGCAAAUGAUACGCCCGCAGAGAAGCCAGGUACCGAGGAAACACCUACAGAGAACACACCCACAGAGAGAGCAGUCACUGAGGAAACACUCCAAAAUACACAGAGCACCGCCCCUCCCAAUCCUCCGGUUCAAGAACCAACGCCAGAGCCGCAACCGCAACCGCAACCACAGCCAGAACCUCAAGCAGAACUCGAACCGGAACCCGAGCUCCCCCCAACUCCAACCCAACUCGGCAUCCCAGAUCCUGUCGUCACCACCGAACCAACAGGGAUCCACAACACGCCGAGCAAGCGCCCCAAGCGCCCCAGGAGCACAACUCUCAAAUCCUCACCCCUUAAACCCCGCGACCCGCCACCCACCCAGCCGCCACCACCAGCAGUAGCGGCAACAGCCUCAGUCUCAGCCUCAGCCUCAACAUCAGCCCCCCCUCCUUCCGCCUUCCCUUUAAAACCCAAAACAAAACCAACAACAACAACAACAACAACAACCUCCGAACCCCCCUCCAAACGCCGCAAGCAAUCCCCUCCUCCCUCCCGCAACCUCCUACCUCCCGACCCUUACGCGGCAAAAAAACGCCGCCGCGCCGCCCUCCUCGCCGAAGUAGCCCAGCUCGAAGCAGAUCUCGCCCUCGCCGAAGCGGAGAACGCGCGGAUCCGCCGGCACCACGAGGCUGGACGGCGGGAGGUCCCCGCGCCGAAGAAUGAGGAUGCGAUUUUCGACUUGCUUCUUAGGGCUGCGCGGCCGAGGGUCCCUCCAGGAGAGGAGGAGAGGCCGAGGAAGAGGAGCGUUAUGAUGAAUGUUGGCGCCUUUUUGCCGUUUGCGAAGAAGAGGAGGACGCCGGUGGUGAGCAAACAGGUGGUGAAGGAGGGGGAGUUGCCGUCGUAUGGGCCGGUUGAGGUGGAGGAUCCGAUGCCGUAUCUCUCUGUCUUUUCGCCGCUGGGGUUUACGUCUACGACUACGAUUUUGCCCUCUGUAGGCGAGUCCGGGGCGGUGUUACAGCGGCGCGAUGUUGUGGCGAAAGCGCCGGGGGGACUAUUUCAUGCACGCGUCGGGGUGGUGGUUGAUACGGCCUCGUUGACGGUUGUGGCCGUCGACGUGGAUGGGUUGGAUGGAAACGCCGAGCCGGAAAUUGGGCGGUGGAUGAGGGAGAGGGCGGGGGAGGGGGUGUUGGGUCGGGAUGUGAAUGCGGUGUUUUAUGGGAUGGGGCAGUGGGUUGAAGGGGCGGCGAAGAGGGCGAGGUUUUGGUGCCAGAUUGGGGAGGAGUUUGCUGGGGGCGGAAGGGGGAAGGGGAAGGAGAAGAGGAGGAAGGGGAAGGGUAGGGAGGGAGAGGAUGUGGAGUUAGAUGAGGGAGUGGGCGCGGGGAAGUGGACGGCUAAGGAUUUGCUACCGCAUAUGAGACGCACGGCGCUCGUGCUGCCGGUUGAGGAUGUGGAGGUCAUGGUGGAGUGGCGCAUCGCGCUCGACUGGACGGGCGAGGCGGAACAUGCUAUCUCGGCGUCGGCGCGGGUGCCUCGGGGAUGGCAUGAGCAAGAUGAGCGGCGCAGUCUGACGAGGGUGCCGGAGAUGUUUCGGAAGCUGGUGGAGAGUCGCGGGCCGGUGGUGGCGGUGAGGACUGUGGUGGCUGGCUUGCUGGGUUGAAGGGGUCGAUUGAAUGGGGUUAUGUGGUAUGAUUGCAUGGUGUAGAGAGGGGAUAUGAGAGGGGUAUAGCACAGCAGCGCACGAUUAUGACAAUGAUACCCGUUUACCCAUCCUCAUUCACCGCGCCCAUCUCC
Messenger RNA from Pseudogymnoascus verrucosus, 3129 nucleotides. RefSeq lists its product as uncharacterized. The coding region runs from base 149 to 2995 and encodes 948 amino acids. The record is from RefSeq and is a predicted model, not a curated record. Lineage: Eukaryota; Fungi; Ascomycota; Leotiomycetes; Thelebolales; Thelebolaceae. The transcript has 2 exons.